UCUUGAGCAGGGCUGCUUGAUGAUGAGGAGGCGAAGCGGCCGGCUCGCACCUACACCCUAAAUUAGCAUCCCUUCCCUUUAAACACCUACUUUAUUUAGUUGGCUUGCCUUGCUUGUAGUUUCUUGCCUAUGUUUUUUUUAAAUUAUUAUUAUUAAUGUCGAGGGUUAACGGGACCCCUGCCGAGACGGACGAGGUGUGACGCUGGCAAAUCAAUUGCACCGGAUGUCAUUCAACGCCUCUUAAAUAGAAAGGAGUAUAACCGAGCGUAAAGGCUACGCCAUGGAGGCUGCAACGCAUUUGGUGAACGACACAAUAGCGUUUUACAAAUGGAGUCUCACUAUAGCAGACAAACGAGUGGAAACCUGGCCGUUGAUGUCGUCGCCCUGCCCCACGCUGGCCAUCAGCUGCCUGUACCUGGUCUUCCUGUGGGCGGGGCCUAGAUACAUGCAGGACCGCCAGCCGUACACGCUGAGGAAGACCCUAAUCGUCUACAACUUCAGCAUGGUGGUGCUCAACUUCUACAUCGCCAAAGAGCUCCUGCUUGGCUCGAGAGCAGCCGGGUACAGCUACCUCUGUCAACCUGUCAACUACUCUGACGACGUCAAUGAAGUCAGGAUAGCAUCUGCUCUUUGGUGGUACUACAUCUCCAAAGGGGUGGAGUUCCUGGACACCGUCUUCUUUAUCCUGAGGAAGAAGUUCAACCAGGUCAGCUUCCUCCACGUCUACCAUCACUGCACCAUGUUCAUCCUCUGGUGGAUCGGCAUAAAGUGGGUCCCUGGUGGACAAGCUUUCUUUGGUGCAACUAUAAACUCCGGCAUCCAUGUCGUUAUGUACGGUUACUAUGGCCUGGCUGCAUUGGGACCACAGACGCAGAAGUACCUCUGGUGGAAGAAAUACCUCACCAUUAUGCAGAUGAUCCAGUUCCACGUGACCAUCGGCCACGCCGGCCACUCCCUCUACACGGGCUGCCCCUUCCCCAACUGGAUGCAGUGGGCCCUGAUCGGCUAUGCCGUCACCUUCAUCAUCCUCUUCGCCAACUUCUACUACCACGCGUACCGAAGCAAGCCGCCCCCCCCGCACAGGGGCCAAGCAAAGCCCGUCACCAACGGCGUUUCGAAGGCCACCAACGGCCACAGCAAAGCGGACGAGGCGGUGCCAGACAACGGCAAAAGGCAAAAGAAGGGACGGGCCAAACGGGAGUAAAGGACGGCUCGCUGUGCGACCAACGGGAGGACAUCUUAAAGAGCGAGAGACACAAGAUUGGGAGGGGAAGAUGGCAGCCGUUGAACGCCAGUGUGAAAUGACUGCUGCUUCUCUGGCUGCCUGUUGUCUUUCGUCUCAAAUUUCCUUUUAAAAGCAAGCAAGGCAAAAAUGCUGAACAUGUAGACGUGCACGUUCUGUCCAAACAUUUUUGGACCACGUCACACCCGGAAUGUUACUGAAUCAUCGCCGACUUGCCAUCCAAAAAGUUCACAUCCAACUUUCCUUACAAAGGAGCCCAGUCGUGUUUUCUUUGAGAGCUUCUGUAGUCUAAUUCUGCUUAUAUUUAUGAUUAUUUUAUAGCAGGGGUCACCGAGCUUUUUGAAACCGAGAGCUGCUAGGGUACUGAUAAAUGUGAAGGGCUACACACGUCUGAAAAAACUAAUUGGUUCAAAUUACCUUAAAUAUUUACGUUAUUAUAGAUCAUUAAAAAUAUUUAAGUGAAGACAACAGAAAAACAGAAAUAUCAAUACGCAACACUUUAUUCUUUCACAUGUCCAAAUGAUCGCUUCUACACUGUUCCUAGGAAAUCCCAAUGUCCCAUCACUGGUGAGCUAUUUUUAGAACAGGCGUGCGGGCACCAUGUUGGUGACCACUGUUUUAUCGCCCUCUGACAAAGUAUCAUUAAAAGAGGGUUGUUUACAAAUUGUCACUGUAUAAUGAAAAGCAUGUAUCUCCAAAUUGUGGGAUUGGAUUAUUUUAUUUGUUAUAUUUCAAAAUUAUUUAAAAUUUAUUUAUGAGUUACAUUUCAAUGUAUUUAUUUUUUUAUUUUAUCUCUUUUUUUUGGUGUAAUUUCAAUCCAAAUAUGCUUUUCAUUGGACAGCAACAGAUUUUAAUCAUUUCAAAAUGACUGCCGUGCAAUGUGCACAUAUCCAACUUGUCACUGUGCUGCAUUUAUAGCAUUGAAUCUUAACAGGUUGUUUUUAUAACUGAAAACACUGUUUGGGGAAGGGGGGAAACAAUAGUUUCUUUUUAUUUUUUAGUGUUUAUGCAUUUUAUUCUUUGGCAACACUUUUUGUGGGUCCCCGUGUUUUUUUUUUUUUUUUUUUUUUUUUUUUUGCUGUGCAAUGUAGCCGAGAAUAAAGAGAGUGAGGUCGAGAUCAGUGUUGUCUUCUCACUGCCACCGCGUAGGGCGGAAGGGAGCCGCUUUUAUCUGAACGGAAGCAAAGUCUAAUUCAGACUGUUUGUUGCUGCACGUAACCACUGAAAAAAUAAAGGACGGUG
Phycodurus eques (leafy seadragon) is the source of this 2485-nucleotide messenger RNA. RefSeq names its product elongation of very long chain fatty acids protein 4-like. Gene Ontology annotation, biological process: fatty acid elongation, saturated fatty acid; fatty acid elongation, polyunsaturated fatty acid; very long-chain fatty acid biosynthetic process. Gene Ontology annotation, cellular component: endoplasmic reticulum; endoplasmic reticulum membrane. The record is from RefSeq and is a predicted model, not a curated record. The coding region runs from base 281 to 1204 and encodes 307 amino acids. The transcript is spliced from 7 exons. NCBI's taxonomy places the organism in Eukaryota, Metazoa, Chordata, Actinopteri, Syngnathiformes, Syngnathidae. Gene Ontology annotation, molecular function: fatty acid elongase activity.